Molecule: messenger RNA, 4718 nt
Organism: Leucoraja erinaceus (little skate)
Lineage: Eukaryota; Metazoa; Chordata; Chondrichthyes; Rajiformes; Rajidae
Gene: mocs1
Product: molybdenum cofactor synthesis 1
Exons: 11
Coding region: 56-1936 (626 amino acids)
Biological process (GO): Mo-molybdopterin cofactor biosynthetic process
Molecular function (GO): GTP 3',8'-cyclase activity; cyclic pyranopterin monophosphate synthase activity; 4 iron, 4 sulfur cluster binding
Source: RefSeq, a predicted model, not a curated record
GAGGGGUGGCUUUGAGUGACAGGCGGCGGCCGGGCCAGCGUUCCAUUUCGCGGCGAUGUUCCGAGGCUGUAGAAGCAGCUUUGCAGCGGCCGCUGCCCCCGUGUUCAGGAGAGCAUGCAUUCACUGCACCCUCGCUGACACAUGCAGCCCCCAGCCGGCACCCACCUCUGCACCUGGCCGGCUGCCUGCUGAGGCCUCGCCCGAUCUGGGAUCCACCAGCCGGUUUGCUUCCCGGCCCCUGCCCUUCUCGGCGUUCCUGACGGACGCAUUUGGGAGGCAGCACAACUAUCUGAGGAUCUCGCUGACGGAAAAGUGCAACCUGCGAUGUCAGUACUGCAUGCCUGAAGAUGGGGUCCAGCUCACCCCCCGAUCGCAGCUGCUGACGGCCGAGGAGAUCGUCACCCUGGCGCGCCUCUUCGUCACGGAGGGGGUGGACAAGAUCCGACUGACCGGUGGGGAACCCCUUAUCCGGCCCGACGUGCAGCACAUCAUUGGCCGCCUGCGGCAGAUGGAGAACCUGAAGACCAUCGCAGUGACCACUAACGGCAUCAACUUGGCCAAACUGCUGCCCGGCCUGAAGACAGCGGGACUGGACCUGCUCAACGUCAGCCUGGACACCCUGGUACCCGCCAAGUUCGAGUUCAUCGCCCGAAGGAGAGGCUUCCACAAGGUGAUCGAGGGCAUUGACAAAGCGAUCGACUUGGGCUACGACCCCGUCAAGGUGAACUGUGUGGUGAUGAGGGGUGUGAAUGAGGACGAGCUGCUGGACUUUGUGGAGUUCACCGCCACAAAGCCUCUGGACGUGCGGUUCAUCGAGUACAUGCCGUUUGAUGGCAACAAGUGGAACUUCAAGAAGAUGGUGAGUUACCAGGAGAUGCUGAGUGUCAUCAGGCAGAGGUGGCCUGAGCUGCAAAAUUUGCCUUCGGAAGAUUCCGGAACUUCUAAGGCGUACAAAGUUCCAGGUUUCCGGGGCCAGAUCGGGUUCAUCACCUCCAUGUCGGAACAUUUCUGCGGCUCGUGCAACCGUUUGCGACUCACCGCGGACGGCAAUUUGAAGGUCUGCCUCUUUGGGAAUGCCGAGGUGUCACUGCGGGACGUGUUGCGUUCGGGAGCCACGGAGGAGGAGCUCCUGGAGAUCGUGGGGGCGGCGGUGGGCAGGAAGAAGAAGCAACACGCAGGGAUGUUCAACAUAUCACAGAUGAAGAACCGUCCGAUGAUUCUGAUCGGGGGAGAGGUCGCUGCAUCCGCCGUGAAGCCGACUGUGCCUGUUCCCGAGGGAAGAAUUUUCCGGAAGGCAGUGCUCCCGGGACGGGUUGUGCCGCUCCCUCUGGGCGGUGUGGAGGGGUGGGCGGUGGGCCGGGGGGUCCGGGCCUACGUCGUCGCCCCCGGCAACGGGGGUCGGGGCGAGGACUCUGCCAAGCAAGGCCCGGCGGAGCCCGAGGGACUGACGCACUUGGACGGGCGAGGGAUGGCAGUCAUGGUGGACGUGGGCGGGAAGCCCGACUCCCUGCGCACGGCGGUCGCCCGGGCGACGGUGCGGCUGGGCGAGAGGGCCUUCGGCCUACUGCGCGAGGGGGCGCUGAAGAAAGGGGACGCGCUGUGCGCCGCCCGGCUGGCUGGCAUAUCGGCUGCCAAGAUGACCCCUCACCUGAUCCCCCUCUGCCACCCCGUGCCCCUCCAUCGGGUGGACGUCUGCCUGGACCUCGACCCGGCCCGCCUGGCGGUGGUGGUCACGGCAACCUGCGCUGCCCAUGGCAAGACGGGGGUGGAGAUGGAGGCCCUGGUGGCCACCAGCAUGGCUGCCCUCACCCUCUACGACAUGUGCAAGGCUGUCAGCCACGACAUCGUGCUGGAGGACAUCAGGCUGGUGAGCAAGACUGGCGGGCAGCGAGGAGACUUCCAUCGCCCGGGCAAGGACCCGUCCAACACACCUUAACCCUCCCCCAUCUUCUAGCCUCCUCUCCCCUAGCGCCCAUUGCUUCAUCAUUAGAGUCACUCAGCACUCAAAUAGGCCCUUCAGCCCGACUCACCCAUGCCAACCAACAUGCCCCAUCUAUGCUAGUACCAUUGAGAGUCAUUGAGUCACAGCAGGGAAACAGGCCCUUCGGCCCAACUCAUCCAAGAUACCCCAUCUAAGCUCGUCCCAUUAAUUGUCAUAAAAUUAUCUCGCCCGGAAACCGGCCCAACUCGCCCAUUCCAGCCAAGAUACCCCAUCUAAACUCGUCCCAUUAAUAGUCAUAAACCCAUCUAGCACGGAAACAGGCCCUUCGCCCCAACUCGCCCAUUCGAACCAAGUCACCCCAUCUAAUUAGUUCCAUUAAGAGUCACAGUCAUAGUCGCACAGUGUGAAAACAGGCCUUUCAGCCCAACAUGUCCAUGCUGACCAAGAUGUCCCACCUUAUCAGAUUUGAUUCAAAAGGCUCGACUAUUAAUCAAGAGAUGUGUCAAAAUCUCAGCUGUGAUAUUUAAUCGCAGCUUGUUUAGAGUCAUACAGCAUGGAAACAGGCCCUUCGGCCCAACUUGCCCACACCAACCAACAUGCCCCAUCCACACUAGACCCACCUGCCUGCAUUUGGCCUAAUCCCUCUAAACCUGUCCUAUCUAUGUAUCCUCUCCAAGUGUCCUUUUUAAAAGCUCUCAUAGUAUCAGCCUCAACUACCUCCUCUGUUCCAUACAUCCACCACCCUCUGAGUGGGAAAAGUUGCCCCUCGCAACUUAACGUACAUCUGGGGUGACGGAGGAACUGAAGGAAAUUCACAUUAGGCAGGAAAUAGUGUUGGACAGACUGAUGGGACUGAAGGCUGAUAAAUCCCCAGGGCCUGAUGGUCUGCAUCCCAGGGUACUGAAGGAAAUGGCUCUAGAAAUCAUGGAUGCAUUGGUGAUAAUUUUCCAAUGUUCUAUAGACUCGGGAUCAGUUCCUGUGGAUUGGAGGGUAGCUAAUGUUAUCCCACUUUUUAAGAAAGGCAGGAGAGAGAAAACGGGGAAUUAUAGACCAGUUAGCCUGACAUCGGUGGUGGGGAAGAUGCUGGAGUCAAUCAUAAAAGAUGAAAUAGCGGCACAUUUGGAUAGCAGUAACAGGAUCAGUCCGGGUCAGCAUGGAUUUACGAAGGGGAAAUCGUGCUUGACUAAUCUUCUGGAAUUUGUUGAGGAUGUAACUAGGGAAAUGGACAAGGGAGAGCCAGUGAAUGUAGUGUAUCUGGACUUUCAGAAAGCAUUUGACAAGGUUCCACAUAGGAGAUCAAUGGGAAAAAUUAGAGCACAUGGUAUUGGGGGUGAAGUGCUGACAUGGGUAGAAAAUAGGUUGGCAGACGGGAAACAGAGUAGGGAUUAACGGGUCCCUUUCAGAAUGGCAGGCAAUGACUAGUGGGAUGCCGCAAGGCUCGGUGCUGGGACCGCAGCUAUUUACAAUAUACAUCAAUGAUUUGUAUGAAGGGAUUCAAAGUAACAUUAGCAAAUUUGCAGAUGACACAAAGCUGGGUGACUGAACUGUGAGGAGGAUGCUAUGGGAAUGCAGGGUGGACAGGUUGGGGGAGUGGGCAGAUGCGUGCCAGAUGAAAUUCAAUGUGGAUAAAUGUGAGGUUAUCCACUUUGGUGGCAAAAACAGUAAGGCUGAUUAAUAUCUGAAUGGCAUCAAGUUGGGAAAAGGGGAAGUACAACGGGAUCUGGGGGGUCCUUGUUCAUCAGCCACUGAAAGUAAACAUGCAGGUACAGCAGGCAGCGAAGAAAGUGAAUGGCAUGUUGGCCUUUAUAACAAGAGGAGUUGAGUUUAGGAGCAAAGAGGUCCUUCUGCAUUUGUACAGGGCCCUGGUGAGACCACACCUGGAGAAUAGUGUGCAGUUUCGGUAUCAUAAUUUGCUGUCUGGCCCACUGAGUUACUUCAGCACUUUGUGUCUAACGAAAAUUAGGUCGGGUUCAAAUUUAGUUCACUUUAGUUUAGAGAUACAGCACUGAAACAGACACUUCAGCCCACCGGGUCCGCGCCGACCAGCGAUCCCUGCACAUUAACACUAUCCUGCAUACACUAGGGACAUUUUUACAUUUACCAAGCCAAUUCUUUGGAGUCUUUGGAGUGUGGGAGGAAACUGAAGAUCUCAGAGAAAACCCACGCAGGACACGGGGUGAACGUACAAACUCUGUACAGACAGCGCCCGUAGUCCGGAUCGAACCCGGGUCUCCGGCGCUGCAUUGGCUGCUGCGCCACCGUGACUACCUUGUGUCUGUUUAGGGGAACCAAGAGCCAGUGGACAUAGGUUUAAGGUGACAGGGUGAAGAUUGAAUGGGAACCGAGGGGGGGGCAACUUUUUCCACACAUAGGGUGGUGGGUGUAUGGAACGAGCAGCCAGAGGAGGUAGUUGAGGCAGGGGCUAUAACAGCAUUUUCAAGACAUUUAGCCAGGCACAUGGAUAAGAACGGUUUAGAGGGAAACGGGCCAAAUGAGCUUAGAUGGGACUUCUAGGUCGGCAUGGAUGAGAGGGGCCGAAGGGCCUGUUUCCCUGCUGUAUGACUGUUCUCCAGGAAGUCCUAUUUGCAGUCACUUCCAGUACAUUGCUCACCGCCCUCAUUGGCGCAGUUACCUUCGGCCUCUGACGCAGAGACGCUGAUUUGGAAGGGAAAAUGUUUAUCUUAAUGGCAUGUUGAACUUUGAUGCGUAAGUGGCAAAUUUAUAACGCAGAUCUUUAUUUUGGCAGCAACAUUAAAACAUGCCUGUGGCUCUCGUA